UGGCAGCCGGGGAGAAAUCCCCCCCCGCCGGGCAGUGACCCCGAGCGCUGCUAGGAAUCGGCCUCCCCCGAGGCCGUGCCUCAGUUUCCCCGACCUUCGGUGGCCUCCGCGAGGGUCAAUGCCCGCGGGCGCCGCAAGCCGUCCCCCGGCUCCUCGUCCAGCUGCGCAGCGGCCGUUUGCGUCCUCGGCAAACGCUUUCAAUUCUCAUUUUGUCUUAAAAAAAAGAGGAAAAGGCUCGAGCGGUCCCCGGGCAGGCCAAGGCUUGUCCCGGCUGCCCCGGGAGCGAGGCGAUGCUGGCCGAGCCGGACACCGUGUCUGCGGGUUCACUCUGUACCCGGGGCUGGUUGAGCAUUGCCACCAAAAUAACAGGAGCUGGGGCUUGCAUGGAAAACCGGAGCUCCGGGAUGGGAUGAGGGUUUGCCCGGGCGUUUGGCAGCCGGGGCGGCGGCGAGCUCUUCACUGCGUCCCAUCCUUCGCGGCUCGAAGCGGGGGGUUUGUCAAGCCUGGUUUUGUGCCAGCCACACUGGGAAAUGCCGAUACGGGCGGCUGGUUUGCCCGAAGCGAUACCGCGGCAAGCGAGAACCUCGCGCGGGGCUGGGCUCUGCCAGGCGGGUGCCUCCAGCCGAUGUCACCCGCGUGCGCCCGCGGUGCCCCCUCGCUGGCCGCGGCGCGGAGCAGGGUGCUUUUGGGCAGCGGCGGAGGCAGAAAGGGGUUAAAAGCGAGUUGCACCAACUCCUCCCCUCGCCCGCGGGGCGGGUGGCUCACCUGUCCCCGGGCACCCAGCACCGCAGGGUGGGAGCCGGGUGCAUCCCAGCGAGACGGGUGGGCCGCCCCGAGCCCCCGGCACCCCGAGGCCGCCGCUCACCCCACGGCAGUGCGCAAGGAGCCGGCGAGGCCGCCCGGCCCCGUGUACCUCAACAUCCAGGAGCUGCGGGAAGAAGCGGCGGCCGCCGGCUUGGCCCCGCCGGGCCGGGAGGAGCCCCGCGGCUCCCCGGCCGCUUGGGAAACCCACACGGACACGGACAGUGGACACUUGUUUUAUUACAACCCGCUCACUGGCGAGACCACGUGGGAUUGCCCCUUUGAGGAGGCAGAAGAAGGAGUGAGUCCGGCCGCCUCUCCCGCCUCCUCUCUCACCCACAGCCCUGCGGCAGCCGAGUGGGGCCAGUACAUGGACGAAGCCAGCGGACAGGCUUUUUUCUAUAAUUCGGUAACAGGUGAGACGUCGUGGGACCCCCCGUAUACGGGCGACGGCGGCAGCUGCCCGGACAUGCGCCCGGGGGCUGCGCGGCACGGCUCCGCCGGGCAGCGGCCGCCCACGCCGGAGACGGACUAUCCCGACCUGUCUCCCGACGAGCUGGAGGGCUACCCGGAGGAGGACUACUCGCCCGUGGGCUCCUACGAGGCGGGCGCCUCGCCGUAUCUGCCCUCGAGGCGCUCCGGGGAGCUGGGCUCGCCGCCGGGCUGGUACGGGCCCGGCCACGCUGAGGGAGCCAUCUUCUACCCCGAGUACUACACCGCGGACACGGUGCCGGCGCCGGGCCGCCAUGACAGGGCCAGCAGCAGCUCCAGCCAGGACAGCGGGCUCUUCGCCGCCUGGCCCAACAGCACGCCGCCGGCGGUGCCGGGGCACAAGGAGGAGAAGUUCAAAAGCCUGGAGAAGGCCGGCGUGCUCAACCGCACCAAAACGGUGGACAGAGGGAAGCGGUUACGGAAAAACUGGAGCUCGUCCUGGACCGUCCUGGAAGGAGGGAUCCUGACCUUCUUCAAGGACUCGAAGCACUCGUCCGCCGGCGCCUUGAGACACCCUGCCACCCUGACCACGCCGGAGCACACGGUGGAGCUGCGAGGAGCCACCGUCGCCUGGGCCGGCAAGGACAAAUCCAGCAAGAAAAACGUCCUGGAGCUGAAGACGCGGGAGGGCUCGGAGUUCCUCAUCCAGCACGACUCGGAGCAGAUCAUCGUCACGUGGCAGAAGGCCAUCGUGGACAGCAUCGGGCGGCUGGGCGCAGACUUCCCUCUGGAAGACGACGUGGAAAAUGGGGCCGAAUUUGGGUCCAGGGAGAAACUGGGAGCCGGCGAGGAGAAGAGGACUGCAGCAUCCGGGCAGGCAAUGGGCAGCGCCGGCAGCGAGAGCGACUCCAGCAAAGUGCGCAACAAGCUGCGCAAGUUCCUGCAGAGACGGCCCACGCUGCAGUCGCUGCGGGAGCGUGGCUACAUCAAAGAUCAGGUGUUCGGCUGCUCCUUGCAAGUGCUGUGCGAACGGGAGCGGAGCACGGUGCCCCGCUUUGUCCAGCAGUGCAUCCAGACGGUGGAGAGGAGAGGUUUGGACAUAGACGGGCUGUACCGAGUCAGCGGCAACCUGGCGACGAUCCAGAAACUACGCUACAAAGUGGACCACGAUGAACACCUCGACCUGGAUGAUGGGCGGUGGGAGGACAUCCACGUCAUCACCGGGGCCCUGAAGCUGUUCUUCCGCGAGCUGCCGGAGCCGCUCUUCCCCUUCGCCCACUUCGACAAGUUCAUCGCUGCCAUCAAGAUGCAGGACCCGAUGCGGCGGGGCCGCUGCGUCCGCGACCUGGUGUAUUCCCUGCCGCCCGCCAACCACGACACCAUGGAAGUCCUCUUCCGGCACCUCUGCAGGGUGAUCGAGUACAAGGAGGAGAACCGCAUGUCGGUGCAGAGCGUCGCCAUCGUGUUCGGCCCCACGCUGCUGCGGCCGGCGAGCGAGGAGGGCAACAUGGCCAUGCACAUGGUCUUCCAGAACCAGAUAGUGGAGCACAUCUUGAACCAAUACAGCUACAUCUUCCCGGACAGCUAAGCCCGGCAGCAUGGGGACGUGCGGGGACAAGCGCAGCAGCAGCGACAUGAAGGAGCAGAAUCGCAAGGGAAGGACUCUCGGUGCUGCACGUCGAACGCUGGCCUGUCCUUGGACUAUGGACCAUGGCGGUGGUGACCGUUGGCUCAAUAAACGGGCAGUGCUGGAGCGCA
Messenger RNA from Dromaius novaehollandiae (emu), 2991 nucleotides. RefSeq names its product Rho GTPase activating protein 27 (gene ARHGAP27). The record is from RefSeq and is a predicted model, not a curated record. NCBI's taxonomy places the organism in Eukaryota, Metazoa, Chordata, Aves, Casuariiformes, Dromaiidae. Gene Ontology annotation, biological process: signal transduction; regulation of GTPase activity. Gene Ontology annotation, molecular function: protein binding. Gene Ontology annotation, cellular component: cytoplasm. The transcript is spliced from 15 exons. Bases 119 to 2821 code for a protein of 900 amino acids.